AUGUUCAUCCUGGUUAAUGAGGGCUUCUCAUUAACGGCUUUACGUGACGUGCCCUUCCCCGAGGACAGUGGUACGCGUGGGGGCUACGUAGGCUUUACGCAGCGUGGCCUUCCGACCUGGAAGCCAGUAGAUGGUAUUGGGUUACGUAGGCUUUACGUAACGUGUCCUCCCGACCCGGGAGACAUAUGGCAAUUGUACUGGGUUACGUAG
Plasmopara halstedii is the source of this 210-nucleotide messenger RNA. RefSeq lists its product as uncharacterized. Bases 1 to 210 code for a protein of 69 amino acids. NCBI's taxonomy places the organism in Eukaryota, Oomycota, Peronosporomycetes, Peronosporales, Peronosporaceae. The transcript has 2 exons. The record is from RefSeq and is a predicted model, not a curated record.